UUUCUCUCUCGUCGAUUUCACUGAGCGCUCCAGGUUGGGAGCAGUUCAGUCCGUUUCCCCACUACCCCGCCCCCCUUCCUCUCUUCUCCCCACCCCUCGCGUCUCAGCCCGGUGGAGGAUGAAGCGGCUGCAGUGGCCCCAGCCCCAGCAGCGGCACCGGCGGUGGCUGCGGUGGGGGUGGCCGGAACUGGGGUGGUGAAGAAGCGGUGGCGGCGGCGGCCGUGGCGGUGGCUGAAGGAGCAGCAGCCGCCCCAGCCGCUUCCCCUGUGCUUCCCUUCCUCUUGAGUGCAGUCAGGAAGUUUUUCGCUUCUGUGCAUGUGUGUGUGCGUGAGUGUGGGUGUGUAAGGUGAAGAUUUGGGCGGCGUUUGUGCAGGCGUUGGGUUUUUUGCCCACUUCUCUUCCCGUAACCCGGGUAGCUCCCGAGCCUGGGCUGUGGCCCGAAGAGGGGGCGCGGCGGCGGGCUCUCUCCUUUUGUUGUUGUUUCCUCCGCCUGGGGAGCUGAAGAGGGGACGCGCCUGGGUGGGGCGGCUCGGAGCCCGGGCCUGGUGGCCCCCGGGGCUCCCGGGCGGGCAGGGUAGGGCAGAGUAGAGCGGGCUUCAACAUGAUGGCGGCCGAGGCCGGCAGUGAGGAGGGCGGCCCGGUCACCGCCGGGGCAGCAGGAGGCGGCGGGGCCGCGGGCUCCAGUGCCUAUCCGGCAGUGUGUCGGGUGAAGAUACCCGCCGCCCUGCCUGUGGCAGCCGCCCCCUUUCCUGGGCUGGCGGAGGCUGGAGUGGCCGGGACUCUGGGUGGCGGAGCCGCUUUGGGGUCAGGGUUCCUGGGACCCGGGUCUGUGGCGGGGGCACUGGGGGGAGCCGGACUGUCAGGGGGAGGUGCUGCUGCUGGCGUGGCUGGUGCUGCCGCCGCCGGACCUGGUGGGGAGAUGGCUCUCACCAAGGGGACCACUUCGUUGCCUGCUGAGACCUUCGGGGCAGGCGGCGGAUUCCCUCCUUUGCCGCCUCCUCCUCAUCUGCCCCCUUUGGGCGCGGGCCUGGGAACAGUGGACGAAGGUGACUCUCUGGAUGGACCAGAAUACGAGGAGGAAGAGGUGGCCAUCCCGCUGACCGCUCCGCCAACUAACCAGUGGUAUCAUGGAAAACUUGAUAGAACUAUAGCAGAAGAACGCCUCAGGCAGGCAGGGAAGUCCGGCAGUUACCUUAUAAGAGAGAGUGAUCGGAGGCCAGGGUCCUUUGUACUUUCAUUUCUUAGCCAGACAAAUGUUGUCAACCAUUUUAGGAUUAUUGCUAUGUGUGGGGAUUACUACAUUGGUGGAAGACGUUUUUCUUCUCUGUCAGACCUAAUAGGUUAUUACAGUCAUGUUUCCUGUUUGCUUAAAGGAGAAAAAUUGCUUUAUCCAGUUGCACCGCCAGAGGCAAUAGAAGAUAGAAGGCGUGUUCGAGCCAUUCUCCCUUACACAAAAGUACCAGACACUGAUGAAAUAAGUUUCUUAAAAGGAGAUAUGUUCAUUGUUCAUAACGAGUUAGAAGAUGGAUGGAUGUGGGUUACAAAUCUAAGAACAGAUGAACAAGGUCUUAUUGUUGAAGACCUAGUAGAAGAGGUGGGCCGGGAAGAAGAUCCACAUGAAGGCAAAAUAUGGUUCCAUGGGAAAAUUUCCAAACAAGAAGCUUAUAAUUUACUAAUGACAGUUGGUCAAGUCUGCAGUUUUCUUGUGAGGCCAUCGGAUAAUACUCCUGGUGACUAUUCACUUUAUUUUCGGACCAAUGAAAAUAUUCAGCGAUUUAAAAUAUGUCCAACACCAAACAAUCAGUUUAUGAUGGGAGGCCGAUAUUAUAACAGCAUUGGGGACAUCAUAGAUCACUAUCGAAAAGAACAAAUUGUUGAAGGGUAUUAUCUUAAGGAACCUGUACCAAUGCAGGAUCAAGAACAAGUACUCAAUGAUACAGUGGAUGGCAAGGAAAUUUAUAAUACAAUUCGUCGUAAAACAAAGGAUGCCUUUUAUAAAAACAUUGUUAAAAAAGGUUAUCUUCUAAAAAAAGGCAAAGGAAAAAGGUGGAAAAACUUAUAUUUUAUCUUAGAGGGCAGUGAUGCCCAACUUAUUUAUUUUGAAAGUGAAAAACGAGCUACAAAACCAAAAGGAUUAAUAGAUCUCAGCGUGUGUUCUGUCUAUGUUGUUCAUGAUAGUCUCUUUGGCAGGCCAAACUGUUUUCAGAUAGUGGUUCAGCACUUUAGUGAAGAACAUUACAUCUUCUACUUCGCAGGAGAAACUCCAGAACAAGCAGAGGACUGGAUGAAAGGUCUGCAGGCAUUUUGCAAUUUACGGAAAAGUAGUCCAGGGACAUCUAAUAAACGCCUGCGUCAGGUCAGCAGUCUUGUUUUACAUAUUGAAGAAGCCCAUAAACUCCCAGUAAAACAUUUUACUAAUCCAUAUUGUAACAUCUACCUGAAUAGUGUCCAGGUAGCAAAAACUCAUGCAAGGGAAGGGCAAAACCCUGUAUGGUCAGAAGAGUUUGUCUUUGAUGAUCUUCCUCCUGACAUCAACAGAUUUGAAAUAACUCUUAGUAAUAAAACGAAGAAAAGCAAAGAUCCUGAUAUCUUAUUUAUGCGCUGCCAGUUAAGCCGGUUGCAGAAAGGGCAUGCCACAGAUGAAUGGUUUUUGCUCAGCUCCCAUAUACCAUUGAAAGGUAUUGAGCCAGGAUCCCUGCGCGUCCGAGCACGAUAUUCUAUGGAGAAAAUCAUGCCAGAAGAAGAGUACAGCGAAUUUAAAGAGCUUAUACUGCAAAAGGAGCUUCAUGUAGUCUAUGCUUUAUCACAUGUAUGUGGACAGGACCGAACACUACUGGCUAGCAUCCUACUGAGGAUUUUUCUUCAUGAAAGGCUUGAAUCGUUGUUGUUAUGUACACUAAAUGACAGAGAAAUAAGCAUGGAAGAUGAAGCCACUACCCUAUUUCGAGCUACAACACUUGCAAGUACCUUGAUGGAGCAGUAUAUGAAAGCCACUGCUACACAAUUUGUUCAUCACGCUUUGAAAGACUGUAUCUUAAAGAUAAUGGAAAGCAAGCAGUCUUGCGAGUUAAGUCCAUCAAAGUUAGAAAAAAAUGAAGAUGUGAACACUAAUUUAGCACACCUAUUGAACAUACUUUCAGAGCUUGUGGAGAAAAUAUUCAUGGCUUCAGAAAUACUUCCACCGACACUGAGGUAUAUUUAUGGGUGUUUACAGAAAUCUGUUCAGCACAAGUGGCCUACAAAUACCACCAUGAGAACAAGAGUUGUUAGUGGUUUUGUUUUUCUUCGACUUAUCUGUCCUGCCAUCCUGAACCCACGGAUGUUUAAUAUCAUCUCAGAUUCCCCAUCUCCUAUUGCUGCAAGAACACUGAUAUUAGUGGCUAAGUCUGUGCAGAACUUAGCAAAUCUUGUGGAAUUUGGAGCUAAGGAGCCUUACAUGGAAGGUGUCAAUCCAUUCAUCAAAAGUAACAAACAUCGUAUGAUCAUGUUUUUAGAUGAACUUGGGAAUGUACCUGAACUUCCGGACACUACAGAGCAUUCUAGAACUGACCUUUCCCGUGAUUUAGCAGCAUUGCAUGAGAUUUGUGUGGCCCAUUCAGAUGAACUGCGAACGCUCAGUAAUGAGCGUGGUGCACAGCAGCACGUACUGAAAAAGCUUCUGGCUAUAACAGAACUGCUUCAGCAAAAACAGAACCAGUAUACAAAAACUAAUGAUGUCAGGUAGCAACCUUCCACCCUUCGCCGCAGUGUUCUGCAUGGAUUCAGCAUGCCCAACAUGGUAAUUCACAUCAGUAUAAUGUCUCCUUUGCUCUUGCCAAAAAAUAGCACACCUUUCCACAUUCCAGUAAUGUGUGAACUAUGCAAACAAAACUCGAGAUUCUGCUGGUAACUGCGCCAGCAGCUUUGUAAGCUAUCUGUGCAGGAUAUUUGCACUUUUUCCACAUAUGGAAUCUUUACCAACCUCUGAGCCUUGGUGUACAGAUCACCUUUCACACAAUGCUAUGACAGUAUCUUGAACUUGGAAAAUAUAUUUUCAAUACAUUCAAUUGCCAAAGUUUUGCUGUCUCUUGGAAAAAGAACUAUGAAAAAAAGCAUUCUCUGUUGACAAUUGAGUAUAACUGGAUUGCGGACUGCUCUUACUGUUACUUCUUCCUGAAUUAGGAAUAUGACCGUUUGACUGUUCAAUGACUUUAUUUGUAUUUACAGUUUCCAGAGUUUACCAUUACAAUAGGAACAAUCUUUGCUGUAUACUUUUUUAAAAUAACUGCUAUUUCUCUUUGCUGGAACUGUUGAAAGAAAAUAUAUAGAAUGGAUCUAUUGCUCAUCAGCUUUAUUUUUUAAACAUACCACUUAUUUUGUUCGAAUUGUCAAAGACUGUAUUUAGAUCUCAUAAUGCUUUUUUGUUAAAUGUUUACAACAGUAAAUAGUUUGAAUUCAAUAAAUAUUAUUGGUCACUGUGUACUGAUCAACGCAUGUUACCCAUUCAACCGUUUUAUAGAUUGCUGAUUUAUAUGUUUAAAAACCCUAGAAUGCUUUCAUUGAAAGUAUUCGUUAAUUCCAAGUUGAUUUUUUAAAUUAUGCAAACAAACAAUUUCAUCAGCCACUGAACAGCUAUCCAUCUUUGCCCUUCUGACUACUUGUUGUAUCUGCUGGAUAUUUAGUUUGACUGUAUAGUUUUAUUUGCUUCUGUAUGUGUAUUUUUGUGAAGUAUUCACAAGGGUUAAGUUAAAAUAAAACCAAGGGAUAUCAUAAAUAUCUGAUUACUUCUGUCUAAAUACAGCUAAACAUUUAAUAAUUUCAUUAUUUUCUUCCUCCUUUUAGGGGCAGUUCAAAUUUAGUACCAGAGCAAGGCCCAGGGAGAUGAGAUUUUUUUUUUUCUGGCUGAUGGUCUCUUUUGAAGGAUUCCAUUAUGUAUUUGUUAACGAUUCGUUGCCUCCCAUAAAACUGUGCAGGGGAGAGAAGGCAUACAGAGAGCCAGACAGGGAUGUACUGGGAAAAGCAUUUCCCCAGUAAAAAAAAAAAAAUUUUCUAAAGGCCUAGGUUCUAAGAGCGACACUUUGUUUCUUCCUGUAUUUUAAGCAUUCAAGUGUUAAAACUACACUAUGCAGAAAUUUUGUGACCCCUCAGUUAGCUGCAAGUACUAAAUGCUGUUAUUUGUACAGAGGUAGCUAGACCUGAAGUAGCUGUGAUCACAGUUGAACAGUGAUGAUAGCAAAACACUAACAAACACACCAGGUGCUCCUUUUUCUUGUUGUCAACCUAAUUCCAUCUUUUCCCCUCUGCUUUUCAGUUAGUUAGUUAGUUAGACAAUAGUAUGCCAUUUGGUCUCCUUCCAGGAUAGACUAGAAGGGAUAUGGACAUCUCCAAAAACAUUUCAACAAUAUGCAAAAAGGUCGAUUCUAGUGCUCAGCAAUUUGUUCUCUCCCACUACUCACAUCUCAGUUUUUUAACCAUACUGACCUGCCAUUAUCUCAAUCUGAACUGCUUCUCCUGCCUUUUAUUUCUAAAAAAACCCACAAACCUAAAGACACUCUUUUUUUUAUCUUAAUGACAUGCUUAUUAUUUCUUAAGCUGGAAUAGGAAACUUACUUGUCAUUUACCUUUGUAGGCCUUGGAGUAACUUAGGUGGUCAAUGAUGAAAUGAAACCUCUAAACAUUUUUUUAAAGGGUAGGAAAAUUUUCAGAGAUAAAUGUGGACCAUGCUCUGACGCCAAACUUUAGUGACCUAAAAAAGAAACAAGAUAAAUUCCGAACAGUUUGCCUUUCUGUCUAGAGCCUGGCAGGACCACUGCUUCACCGGGACUGCAGUGAAGGACUGUCAAUUUUGGCUUCUUCCCCUCCACUUUUAUAAAACCACACUUCAUGAAUUUUAUUCCUCAUUCCUCAAUGAGAAGGAAAUUAAAACAACACAAACCUAAAAUUAAAGAAUUAUUAUUGAAGGAUAUGCAUAUAGUAAAUAUUACCUUCAAAUACUGAAAUGUAAUUAAAUGGUACCUACACUUUAUGGAAAAGUACAUCCUGGGAUGCACUGACACUGAGGAGAGGUUUGCAUCUGUAAAACUUACUUAGAUUUAGGGCAAUUGAGUUUCUCAGAAUUCCUUCAACCCCAUUUUCCAGAAACAAUCUGACAGACCUUCAUACUCUGGUUCCAACUCUAGGAACUGAAUAAGAUCACAGUUAAGUAACUGAAUAAAUGCUAUAAUAGCCAACAUUCCUUAGCACUUUUAAAACUGACUGCUAAGUUGUGUCUUUUGUGGUGCCUUUUUAAAAAAGGAUAAGUUUGCUUAAUGACAUCUUGUGUAAACAAUAUAGGCAAAUAAAUUACAGCUUUAAUUUGGCUACCAUAGAAAGACUGAUUUGAUAUUAGUCAUGGUGGGGCAAGAUUACCCAAACCAGGUGCUAUUCUGGCUCCUUUGAAAAUGUUUUAUUUCACAUAAAGCUACCCUGAAAGGAAAAAAUUUUAAGUAACAUAAAUAGAAAAGUCUAAUAUAUUUUGAUGCUUUCACAUUACUUCAUUUUUGAAGUUAAAUGCCAGAUAUGCUUCAUCCUUCUGUUGAUUAGGUAGCAUUGACAAAUCAAUUUCAGAUGUUUAGAGGGAAUCUACCAGGUCAUCGUCAGUCCAUUCUUCCUAAGAAGGAAAGAAAAUGUUUGUUAUAAGGAUAACACUAUACUGAAGCAUAACCAGUACUGUUUACUUUCUUGCCUCCUUGCCUCCCUUUAGGAAAAUGUUCUCCUUUCGCUAUGCUGAUUAUAAAAGGUAAAUAAACCAGGAAAAUUUGUAGCAGUUUAACCUUAUAAUAAUAUGGCAUGGUCUCACCAGACUAGUCCAGUGACAGGAAUAAAUGUUACAGUUGUGAACUUCUGCCUCUGAUUAUUCAUUUUUAUCUGACUUGCCAGGUACAAUUUUUUUUUAAACAAGGGUAGGAGAAGAAUCCUUGAAGAUCAAAAAAUAUAUCCCUACUGCCUUCUAUGACCUUAGGAGGGAUUCUUCAUCAAGUAACUAUUAUACUGCUUCAGAACAGGCCAAGACAGAAGUGAGAAAAAUUCCUCUAAUAAUGGACAAUGUACAUAAAGGAUGCAAAAAAAGAAAUGAAAGCUUUCCAAUACCCAACACCUCUGUCUAUAAUGCUUGCACUCUGGAACAGUAAAAUCUUAACAUUAUGGUUGUACCAGAAUAUACAGCAAUGAUAACUUAAAAUUUACCUUUGGAGAACAUACCUCCUCAUGUUUGGAUUUCUUUGAGACAUAAUCAUCAUCUUCAUAACCUUUCCUCUUUUUCCUGUAAUUAAGCAACCAUCAACAAGCAAUCUUAUACUGGCAACAGAAUCUAUAAGCUAGCGAGGCUAUGAGAUACAUCUAUUGAAGAACAAAGCCUGGAUAAAGGGAAAGAGGUGAAAAAUUAUGGACAGAAAGACGAUAUCUUUCAAAUUACUCUUUGAAUUCAAUGCAAUUCUAAUUAAAAUUCUAAAUAACUUUUCAUGGAGCUUAUCAAGUCAAACUCUGACCUGGGAAAGAUGCUGCAAAAAUAGCAAAAGAAUCUGAAAGAGAACAAAGCAUGGGGAGCUCGUCCCACUUAACAUCAAAACACACACUAUAUAUGUAAACUAUAGUAAUUAAAAGUGUGGUAGUCGUCCCUUGGUAUCUUAAGGGGAUUGGUUCCAGGACCCCUCGUGGAUACCAAAAUCCUUGGAUGCUCAAGUCCUUUAUAUAAAAUGGCAACAGGACAGUUGGUGCUCUGCAUCUGCACAUACAGAGGGCUAUCAGCAAAGAAUUACAAGUAUCAAUGAUCAGAGCAGACAGGCAAAAAACAACCAAGUAUAUAUAGGGAUUUAAUCUGUAAUAAAUGAGUAUUUAAAAUACCUAGAGAAAAUCAUGAAAUAUUUUUAAAUGGCUGGUACAACAGGUUACUUAUUUGAACAAAAAUUAAUAUUACUAGAUUUCUACCUCAAACCAGGCACAAACAAUUGUAAAUUGCUUUUACAGCUGAACAAAAGGCAAAAUAAAAUAUUGAUUAAUUUAGAGUAAGAAAGGUGUUCAGAUGUAGGAGUGUGAAGCAAAAGACAAGGUGCCUAAAUAACAAAGUGAAAGAAACAAUAGAAGAAAAUAGCUGUAUGAUAUAUAUAGAAAGAUGGGUAUAUAAAAAGAACUACAAGAAAAUAACACCAGAAAGUUGGGCACGGGUUAUAAUUAUGCAAUACAGAAGAAACACAAAUGAUUGUUAAACACAGAAAUAUCAAUGCUUCAAAGUAUUAGGGGAAAUGCAAAUUAAAAUACCAACAUGACACUAUUUUUUCACCCAGACUGGCAAAAGUUAAAGAUUGAUACUAUUAAAUGUUAUACGAUUUAUAUGAAAACAAUUAUUUAUUGUUAUUUAAUUUCAUAUACUUAUUUCAUAUACACAUACACAGAGAAAAGCUUGGCAAAGGUAAAACACCAACUAUAAGUUACCUCUCAGUUGAAACUGGAAUUUAGGUUUUGGUCAAGGAGAACUUUGGUUUACCUGUAUUAUUGUGUAUUGAAAAAGAUAAAAGAAUUUUAAAGACCAAGGAAAGAUAUUUUAUCCUAAAGUAGUACUUACAAGUGGGUCCAUGGACCAAUGCUGCUGGUCCCUGAACCAUUUCCAGUGUGCAGUGAGAUAAGUACAGAAAUUAAGUGUAUAGUUUAGAAACUUUUAUAGCAAUUUGAUAGAUUUAUUUAUGACUGUUGAUUCUAAUAAAAUUUAAGCUUA
Balaenoptera acutorostrata (minke whale) is the source of this 8728-nucleotide messenger RNA. RefSeq names its product RAS p21 protein activator 1 (gene RASA1). Bases 602 to 3724 code for a protein of 1040 amino acids. The transcript has 25 exons. The record is from RefSeq and is a predicted model, not a curated record. Gene Ontology annotation, biological process: regulation of GTPase activity. Lineage: Eukaryota; Metazoa; Chordata; Mammalia; Artiodactyla; Balaenopteridae. Gene Ontology annotation, molecular function: protein binding.